Scutellospora calospora is the source of this 213-nucleotide messenger RNA. Lineage: Eukaryota; Fungi; Glomeromycota; Glomeromycetes; Diversisporales; Gigasporaceae. The record is from the annotation of a GenBank genome assembly.
AUGGACAUUUCGUCUUUGCGAACUUUGAUUAUUGACAAUUAUGAUUCCUAUACUUUUAACUUGCUUCAACUAUGGGAUAGCGAACAAAGUGUUAGAAACGUUGUUGUAAUUAGGAAUGAUCAAUUUUCUUGGACAGAGUUUAAGAACAAUGUACUUCCUCAUUUCGACAAUAUUAUUAUAUCACCGGGGCCAGGUAGUCCGAAGAAUGCUUCU